Molecule: messenger RNA, 3016 nt
Organism: Malania oleifera
Lineage: Eukaryota; Viridiplantae; Streptophyta; Magnoliopsida; Santalales; Ximeniaceae
Exons: 11
Coding region: 353-2878 (841 amino acids)
Molecular function (GO): protein binding
Source: RefSeq, a predicted model, not a curated record
AACGUUUUCAAAACCCUCGUCCACCCUCGCAAGUACAUUCGUACCCUCGUCUCUUUUUUCCCUCUCAUUCCCUCUUUAUCUCUUCCUCAGCGCUUCUGCCGUCCUCUGCUCUUCCUCCCAAUCCUCUUCGAUUGCUGAUCGAGGGUUUGAUUUUCCACUGUUUUGCUAUAUAUAUAUAUAUAUUAGUAUUUUUGUUUUCUGUUUGUGUGUCUUUGCAAUCCCGUGUUGUUCUCUUGAUUUGAGAUGGUCACCGGUUCGCGAAUCGAAGGUGGGACAAUUCUGUCGGCUCGUGUUCGGAAAACCAUCCAAUCGAUCAAAGAAAUUGUUGGUAAUCAUUCGGAGGUUGAUAUAUAUGCGACUCUUAAGGAGACCAACAUGGAUCCUAACGAGACUGCUCAGAAAUUGCUUAAUCAAGUGUUUUUUGAUGUUUGAAGUGAGUUUAAGGACCUUGGGAUUGACGAAUGCUGCCCAAGAUCCAUUUCAUGAGGUAAGGAGAAAAAGAGACAAGAAGAAAGAGAAUAUAGGGUACAAAGGUUCUAUAGAACCAAGAAAGCGUGCUGAGCAUAUAAGUCAAGGGAUGAAAUUUCACACAUAUUCUGAUCGUAAUGUUCGGAAGGGAGGCUAUAUUCGGAAUCCUUUACCUGAUGCAGUGAUCAGUAGGGAGUUCCGUGUUGUGAGGGACAAUAGAGUUAACCAGAAUGCUAAUCGAGAACUGAAGCCUGCUUCGCCGCAAUGUUCAAUGUCUGCCUCUGAGCAGGGGAUUUCAAAUGUUAAUGAGAAGGGCUCAGCUGGAACUUUAAGCAAUCAAAAGCCCUCAGGUGGACGUCUUUCUUCCCAUGCUUCAAAUGGGCUGACUGAUUCACACUCUAGGCAUGCUCUUGAUGCUAAUUCAAGUGGUACUGAAAAGAGAGAAUUCUUAGAGAGGCGAGUAGUGGUUCCUUCUACAGCUUCCCGGGUGCAAGUAGUGAAGUCAAAUGAUUCUCAUUCACACACUGCCACAAUGGCAUCAAGCAACUCUGUAGUUGGGGUUUAUUCAUCCUCUUCAGAUCCUGUUCAUGUGCCAUCUCUUGAUUCCAGAUCAUCUGGUGCUGUUGGGGCUAUUAAACGUGAAGUUGGUGUGGUCGGUGUGCGCCGACAUUCUUCUGAAAAUUCAGUCAAAAAUUCAUCUGUACCAAGCAACUCUGUCUCAAGUUCUCACUUGGGUCGGGAUAUUCCCUCUCUUACGGAGCCAUAUCGACCUUUUAAUUCCAUUUCUAAGAGUGACCAACUCAGUCAAACUACUGUACGUGAAUCAGUUAUGCCAAGCAUGCCGGUCAAUAGAUCUUUCUUGAGCAGUCAGUAUGGUAGUAGACCACACCAGCAACUUGUGGGUCAUCAGAAAGCCCCCCAGCCCAAUAAGGAGUGGAAACCUAAAUCGAGUCAAAAAUCAAGCCCUUCCAUCCCUGGGGUGAUCAGAGCCUCAACAAAAUCUGUUCCACCACCUGCUGAUAAUUCCAAGGAUCUGGAGACUGAUACGGAUCAGUUGCAAGAUAAGCUUUCACGAGUAAACGUAUACGAAAAUCAGAAUGUUAUCAUAGCACAGCAUAUUCGGGUUGCUGAGGCUGAUCGCUAUCAGCUGACUUUUGGCAGCUUUGGGCCAGAUAUUGAUUCUUCUAUGAAUAUUGCAUCCGGGUUUCAAACAGUGGGAGGUGCUGAAGAAAGUGGGGAAUCUUCUGCAAGCAGUUUGUCGGCAUCUGCUCCAGAGCCUCCCAGUGAUGAUACUUCUGGCAGUAAGCAGGUAGAUACAUUAGCUGACCAAGUUAGGCAUUCUGGAUCUGAUUCUCCAGCGUCAGGGCCUCCAUGUGAACCUCAAUUGGCUGAUAAAAGAGACUCCUUAACCACUCAGAAUUUGGACAAUUAUGCAGACAUUGGAUUGGUUCGGGACAACAGCCCAUCCUACGCUGCAUCAGAUUCACAGCAGCAGCAAGAUCCUCCUGAGUUGCCAAGUUUUUCGGCAUAUGAUCCCCAGACUGGUUAUGAUAUACCAUAUUUCAGACCCACAAUGGAUGAAGCUGUCCGAGGCCAGGGCUUGCCGUCUCCUCAAGAGUCCUUGAGCUCGCAUACAGCCAAUAGCAUCCCGGCAUCAACAAUAGCCAUGAUACAGCAGCAAAGUACACCAGUGGCCCAGAUGUACCCUCAAGUUCAUGUUUCCCAUUUUGCUAAUCUAAUGCCAUAUCGUCAGUUCCUUUCCCCUGUUUAUGUGCCACCAAUGGCCAUGCCUGGCUAUUCUAACAACACUGCCUACCCACACCCCUCAAAUGGUAGCAGUUACCUACUCAUGCCUGGAGGUAACUCCCAUCUUAGCGCAAGUGGCCUCAAGUAUGGUAUUCAGCAGUUUAAGCCUGUUCCUGCUGGCAGUCCUACUGGGUUUGGAAAUUUUACUAGUCCAACUGGGUAUGCUAUCAAUGCUUCUGGUGUUGUUGGCGGUGCAACUGGACUUGAUGACUCAUCUCGUCUCAAAUACAAAGAUGGCAAUAUUUAUGUUCCAAAUCCACAGGCCGAGACAUCUGAAAUUUGGAUACAGAACCCAAGGGAGCUUCCUGGCAUGCAACCUGCACCAUACUACAACAUGCCUGGGCAAACACCUCAUGGUGCAUAUAUGCCAUCCCACACUGGGCAUGCUUCGUUCAAUGCUGCUGCAGCGCAAUCUUCCCACAUGCAAUUUCCAGGCAUGUAUCAUCCUGCUCCACAGCCAGCUGCCAUUGCGAAUCCUCACCAUUUGGGGCCUGCUAUGGGAGGUAACGUUGGAGUUGGGGUGGCUGCAGCGGCUCCUGGGCCUCAAGUUGGUGCCUAUCAACAGACCCAAUUGAGUCAUCUCAAUUGGACAACGAACUUCUAAAAACAAGAUGUUUAUCAAUUCGAUUCUUGCUUGCAAGGGAUCGAAGCUAGUAAUAGAGGGCUCUAGUUUUCUUUGUGAAAUGAGUAAAACUAUAUUCCUUUUCUAUUUAAUGCAUAAUGUUGUGUUUUUAGUAGAAAA